UCAGCGUGGAAAGCAACGAGAAUGGCCGGAGUGACGCACUUGCCGAAAGCUCGUUGGUUGGCUUGGUUCCGCUCUGCAGGUCGGGUGUCUAAUCUCUGCUGACCGUUAAGUGUGCAAAAGAAGGAAAGAAGCUGCCGGAAUGAUGAAGAUCUUCAUGCUGAUGGCCCUGGUUGCAGUAGCGAAGGCAAUGGAUCAUGAGGACUCGGAUGAAGACACUCAUGAGGACAUGACGGAUACUGGGAGAAUUUUUGGAGUUGGGAGGCUCUCCGCAGGGUGUCUGACUAAAUUCCAAGAGUGCAUUAGCAUUUCACCGCUCUCUGGAAGUUGUUUUGAUCAGCUAAUAGACUGUGAUAAUACGGUAACGGUUACUGUUGGCGGAACCAAAGGGACCAAAACCGGUGCGGCGACAGGGACCAAAACCGGUGGGGCGACAGGGACCAAAACCGGUGGAGCGGCAGGGACCAAAGCCGGUGGAGCGGCAGGGACCAAAGACGGCAGGACCAAAGCCGGUGAUAACCAAAGCAGGGACCAAAGCCGGCGGCAGGACCAAAGCCGGACCAAAGCCGGUGGGGCGGCAGGGACCAAAGCCGAUCUAAAACUACACGAUCGUGUAAAUGAAACUAUAUCUGCUAGACAAAACCAAGAUUAG
Penaeus vannamei (Pacific white shrimp) is the source of this 649-nucleotide messenger RNA. The record is from RefSeq and is a predicted model, not a curated record. NCBI's taxonomy places the organism in Eukaryota, Metazoa, Arthropoda, Malacostraca, Decapoda, Penaeidae.